AUCAAAUACAUCCGGAUAUUCCGCAAACUGGAAGUUAUCCAGGAUCAGAUCGCUCAUCCUCAGAAAUGGAAGGUGGUGGACAUGCUCCUGGAGGGAGUAAUGGGUCGUAUUCUCGAGGUACGCAGGGAGAUGGUCGAUAAAGGACUCUCCGAGUUUCACUUCAUGGACGAUGUGAUCCAGGACCUGAAACUGACCCCGAGCAACGUGGAGAUUCCGAUCCCAAAAUAUUUCUCCCGGAAAGCGGUGGCUCUGCGGGACGAGAGGAGGCAGUUCUUUGUGAAGUUGUUGCAGGAGGAAGUGGUGAUGACGGAGGAGGAGGCCCCCCAGAGCACAGAUGAGGCUGUUCGGAUUAUCCAGGUCGCGGAGCGGGCUCGGCAAGGCCGGCUCAGGGCCCGCAUCAUGGGGGACAUCUGGAGGGAGGAGCAGAGGGAGAAGAACAGGAAAUUACUGCCCCCCGUCACCAUGCAGCCCGCACAGGCUGCAACCCUCAUCCAGAAGACUUGGAAAGGUUACAGCCAGAGGAAAAAAACCGUGAGACAGCGGGACGAGGAAUUUGAGUUUAUAGGAAUGGUUCCAGGUGAGGAUGUCAACAGGCCAGCUGCAGCGAUUGUGAAAGCGAAAGAGAAUGCAGCCAGCCACCACCUCCUCCAGGAGCAGUACCGCGCCGAAUAUGAGAAAGCUCAACCUGUCAUCAAACAAACGGUGAUGGAGACAGAGGGCCCAGACAUCACAGAGACGUACCGAGAACAAAUCCGACACUGGUUCAUCGAGUGCUAUAACACUUCGGGAAAGUUUCCGGAUUAUCCCACCGUGGAACAGGGAGGCUCUGACAUUAUCUUUGCUGAGAAAACCCCUGAGCAGCCUCUUCUUUACCUCAAUUAG
This is a messenger RNA of Hemiscyllium ocellatum (epaulette shark), 882 nucleotides long. Its product is annotated as dynein regulatory complex protein 11-like. Bases 82 to 882 code for a protein of 266 amino acids. Gene Ontology annotation, molecular function: protein binding. Lineage: Eukaryota; Metazoa; Chordata; Chondrichthyes; Orectolobiformes; Hemiscylliidae. The record is from RefSeq and is a predicted model, not a curated record. The transcript has 7 exons.